Molecule: messenger RNA, 1614 nt
Organism: Didymodactylos carnosus
Lineage: Eukaryota; Metazoa; Rotifera; Eurotatoria; Philodinida; Philodinidae
Source: the annotation of a GenBank genome assembly
AUGAUAAAACUAUUUCAAGAGCUAAAAGAGCAAAUACAAAAUAAAGAUAAAAUGUUAAACAAUUUAAAAGAGCGACCACCAUUGAACUUGGACAAUCAUGAAGAACCAAUGAGUGACAACAACUAUCACGUCUUGACAGGCUUAACUCGAGACCGGUUUAACGAUUUAUGUUCUCACAUACCGCCAUCCAGUUUACGGCAUAGUGAUAUUAGAACACCUAGAAUGGCAAUUGCCAUUCUAUUAGUUAAACUUCGGUUAGAUUUGAGUCAUCAAGCAUUAUGUACACUAUUCGGAUUAGAAGAGAAAAUGCAAAUCAGUAGAAUUUUAGACAGUACCUGUUCUGCGUUAGGACAGUAUUUCGUACCCAAGCAUUUAGGUUUUGGACAUAUAACGAGAACAGAUGUGAUACAAAAGCAUACACGCCCACUAGCUCAACAGUUACUGGUGGAUGAUGAUCCGACCAAAGCUAUAAUUAUACUGGAUGGGACGUAUGUCUGUAUUCAAAAAAGUCACAAUAAUGUAUUGCAAAGGCGGAGUUUUAGUCUACAUAAAGGAAAGCCGCUUGUUAAGCCGAUGAUGGUAGUCUCAUCCGACGGCUACAUAAUAGCGGUGUUAGGUCCGUUUUUUGCGGACGGAAAAAACAACGAUUCAGAGAUAACAAAACAUUUAUUAUAUAACAAUGUACAAGGAUUUCAAAACUGGAUGAAACCAGGAGAUGUGAUCGUCGUUGACCGUGGUUUCCGCGACUGUCUAGCGGACCUACAGAAAUUCGGUUACGAGACCAAGAUGCCUCUAUUUUUGAAAAAAGAUCAAACUCAAUACACGACUGCCGAAGCAAACAAAACAAGAUUGAUUACUAAAGUCCGCUGGGUCAUUGAGUCAGCAAAUGGCCGUGUAAAGCAGUGGCGGUUCUUUAGUAACAUCGUACCAAACACAAUGAUUGAGAAAAUAGGAAGUUACUUCGAAAUCGUGUGUGCUUUGAUUAACUGCUAUAGACCGGUCUUUGUUAAAGAUACAAGCAAAGAUAAAGAAAUUGACCAAAAAAUCCUUGAAUUGGCUCAUGAAACGAAUAAAAUCAAAGAAUAUAUCGAUAAAAUUAAAGAUAAAAGCGAGAAACAACUGAAAUGGACCAGCAUAAAUGCCACAGACAGUGUCAGUAACUUUCCAAAAAUGGAUUUUGAUGAGUUACAAGUAUUGACACUGGGAACAUACCAGUUAAAACAAGCGCGUUCCUACAUUACAGAACAUUUAUCAGAGGACGGAGCAUUUCUCGUAAAAGUCGCAAAUAAAAAACAGGACCUUUUGCGAGCGCGCAUACAGUCCCGUCACAGAAAUGCCGUGAAAUACGAGUUAUAUAUACAAUAUAACAACAGGCAGAUUACGGGCUGGUAUUGCAAAUGCCCAAACGGGAGUCGUGUAGUGGGUUGUUGUGCCCAUAUAGCUUCGGUUAUGUAUUACCUAGCUUUUGCUAGGUAUAAUCCAGAACACCUACAACCACGAUCGUCCAAGUACUACGCCUCAUUAACUGAUGCUGUAGACUAUUCUGAGGUCUCAGAUACAGAGACAAGUGAUGAAGACGAAGAUGACUCAAAUACACUAUAUUACUUAGUUUAG